Messenger RNA from Balaenoptera musculus (blue whale), 1813 nucleotides. RefSeq names its product branched chain keto acid dehydrogenase E1 subunit alpha (gene BCKDHA). The transcript has 8 exons. Gene Ontology annotation, biological process: branched-chain amino acid catabolic process. The coding region runs from base 28 to 1473 and encodes 481 amino acids. Lineage: Eukaryota; Metazoa; Chordata; Mammalia; Artiodactyla; Balaenopteridae. Gene Ontology annotation, molecular function: oxidoreductase activity, acting on the aldehyde or oxo group of donors, disulfide as acceptor. The record is from RefSeq and is a predicted model, not a curated record.
CGGAUCGGCGAGGGAUUGUUAGCCAAGAUGGCGGUGGCGGCUGCCGCGGCGAGGGUUUGGGGGUCAAGUCGAGGCUUGGGCCGGGUUGGCCUCCUGCUCCUGCGGCAGCCAGGGGCUCGUGGGCUGGCUAGAUCACAUCCGCAGAGGCAGCAGCAGCACUUCUCGUCCCUGGAUGACAAGCCCCAGUUCCCGGGGGCCUCAGCGGAGUUUAUAGACAGGCUAGAGUUCAUCCAGCCCAAUGUCAUCUCUGGGAUCCCCAUCUACCGCGUCAUGGACCGGCAGGGCCAGAUCAUCAACCCCAGCGAGGAUCCCCACGUGAGAGGCCGCUUCCCCCCGACCCCGUGCCUCCAUGCCCAGGCCCCUUGCCCGUCUCCUCCCCUCUGGUCCCACCUGGCCCACAUCUGUCUGUGCCUCCAUCUGCAGCUGCCCCAGGAGAAGGUGCUCAAGUUCUACAAGACCAUGACGCUGCUCAACACCAUGGACCGCAUCCUCUAUGAGUCCCAGAGGCAGGGCCGGAUAUCCUUCUACAUGACCAACUAUGGUGAGGAGGGGACGCACGUGGGGAGUGCAGCAGCUCUGGACAACACGGACCUGGUGUUUGGCCAGUACCGGGAGGCAGGUGUGCUCAUGUACCGGAACUACCCCCUGGAACUGUUCAUGGCCCAGUGCUACGGCAACGUGAGCGACCUGGGCAAGGGGCGCCAGAUGCCCGUCCACUAUGGCUGCAGGGAGCGCCAUUUCGUCACCAUCUCCUCUCCACUGGCCACGCAGAUCCCUCAGGCGGUGGGGGCAGCCUACGCGGCCAAGCGGGCCAACGCCAACAGGGUCGUCAUAUGUUACUUCGGAGAGGGCGCGGCCAGUGAGGGGGACGCCCACGCCGGCUUCAACUUCGCCGCCACCCUCGAGUGCCCCAUCAUCUUCUUCUGCCGGAACAACGGCUACGCCAUCUCCACGCCCACCUCCGAGCAGUACCGCGGGGAUGGCAUCGCGGCUCGAGGCCCGGGAUACGGCAUCCUGUCCAUCCGCGUGGACGGCAAUGAUGUGUUUGCUGUGUACAACGCCACCAAGGAGGCCCGGCGGCGGGCCGUGGCGGAGAACCAGCCCUUCCUCAUUGAGGCCAUGACCUACAGGAUCGGGCACCACAGCACCAGUGACGACAGCUCGGCAUACCGCUCAGUGGAUGAGGUCAAUUACUGGGACAAGCAGGACCACCCCAUCUCCCGGCUGAGGCACUACCUGCAGAGCUGUGGCUGGUGGGGCGACGAGCAGGAGAAGGCCUGGAGGAAGCAGUCCCGCAAGAAGGUGAUGGAGGCCUUUGAGCAGGCCGAGCGGAAGCUGAAGCCCAGCCCCAACCUGCUCUUCUCAGAUGUGUAUCAGGAGAUGCCUACCCAGCUCCGCAAGCAGCAGGAGUCUUUGGCCCGUCACCUCCAGACCUAUGGGGAACACUACCCCCUGGAUCACUUCGAGAAGUGAGGCUACUUGCCCCGUCCCCACCUUCCUCAGCUCUGCCUCUGAGGGGCAGAGGCGACGGGCAGGAUGCUACCGCCUUCCCCUGACAGCUCCCUCCAACGUACUCGGGCCAGGGCAGUACUUGGGGCGGCUCCUGCUCCUCCAGGCUGUUACAUCGGUGGGGCCUUGGUCAGCCCCUUCUUCGCCUUUAGUCACAGGGUCGUCUCCCAGGGGCUGGGCAAGGGCACCUGCAGGACCGGAAGCCCCUCAGGCCUGGGGGUGGACGAGGCAGGUCAGCCUGCGGAACUUACUCAGAGUGAGAGGGGGUCAGCAGGUAGUGAAUAAACUAUGUCUCUGCAUUUGG